Messenger RNA from Gossypium arboreum, 2724 nucleotides. Its product is annotated as cytokinesis protein sepH-like. Gene Ontology annotation, biological process: signal transduction; protein phosphorylation. Gene Ontology annotation, molecular function: ATP binding; protein kinase activity. The record is from RefSeq and is a predicted model, not a curated record. Gene Ontology annotation, cellular component: cytoplasm. Lineage: Eukaryota; Viridiplantae; Streptophyta; Magnoliopsida; Malvales; Malvaceae. Bases 378 to 2408 code for a protein of 676 amino acids. The transcript has 3 exons.
AAACUUUGCCUUCAAUCACACACACCAAUCACCGCCAUUACACACACAAUUUCCCCGCCCAACACAUUACUCCUUGUAAUACUAAAUUCCAUUCACUUCUUUGACAUCCCUUUUCAUUAUCAUGUACACGGUUUCGAUUCUUGAGUUCUGAUUUUUCCUGUUUUUUGCUGAAAUUCGAUUCAUAAAUGGCGGAAACUAUCGAUUCUUAGUUUUGCUGCUAUAUUCCCGAUUUUUGAAGAAAGCUUUGAAUUCUUUUAUAUUGGGAUCGGGGAGGAAUUAAAAAAGCUUCUGUAAGUUCCUAUCACCUUCAUUGAUCUCAGAGGAAGCAAGUUUGGCCUGUUUUUCUAUGAGCCUCCUUGUUCUAGCCUUAGACCAAAAUGGAGCAAUUUCGGCAGAUAGGGGAGGCUUUAGGAAGUUUGAAGGCAUUAAUGGUUUUUCGUGACAACAUCCAAAUUAACCAGAGGCAAUGCAUUUUGUUACUAGAUAUUUUUUAUUCUGCAUACAAAUCGAUAGCAGAUGAAAUGAAAGAUAACCUGAAAUUCGAAGAGAGGAACUUGAAAUGGAAAGUUCUUGAAAUGCCAUUGAGAGAGCUCCACAGGAUUUUCAAAGAAGGGGAAGCCUACAUCAAGGAAAGCUUGGAAUCUAAAGACUGGUGGGUUAAAGCCAUAACUCUCUAUCAGAAUACUGACUGCGUUGAGUUGCAUAUCAGUAACUUGCUUUCCUGCAUUCCGGUUGUCAUUGAAGCAAUCGAAUCUGCAGCCGAAGUGUCCGGUUGGGAACAAGAUGAAAUGCAAAAGAAAAAACGGGUAUACUCCAAUAAGUACCAUAAAGAAUGGAUUGAUCCUGAACUUUUCCAAUGGAAAUUUGCAAAGCAGUAUCUUAUUACUCAAGAUUUUUGCAAUAGGAUCGACAAUGUCUGGAAAGAAGAUAGAUGGAUCCUUAAAAACAAAAUCCAGGAAAAGGAAAACUCAAGGUUGAGAAAGCAGGAGAGAAAACUUGCUGAUUUGCUUUUGAGAAACUUAGAUAGUUCAAAAUCUUUAAAAGAUAAGCUUUUACCGAGUUCAAUUCUAUUGGGGUGGAAGGACUAUCAGGUUAGACGGCGGCUCGGUAAUGGGAGUCAAUACAAGGAGGUUUACUGGUUAGGUGAAAGCUUUAUUCUGAAACACAUAAUUGGAGAUGUAGAAGCAGUAGCUUCUGAUAUUUCUUCAUUAUUAUCUCUUUCCCACCCAAACAUACUGCAUUUCCUUUGUGGAUUCACUGAUGAAGAAAAGAAGGAAUGCCUUUUGCUCAUGGAACUAGCACAUAAAAGCCUCUGCGACUGCAUAAAAGAAACUUGCGGCCCAAGAAAGCGAACGUCGUUUUGUCUUCCGGUCACUGUUGAUCUAAUGCUUCAGAUUGCAAGGGGAAUGGAAUAUCUACACUCAAAUAAAAUCUACCAUGGUGACUUAAAUCCUUCCAGCAUUUAUGUUAAGCUGAGAGGAACAUCUUCGGAAGGGUACAUGCAGGCGAAAGUUUCGGGAUUUGGCUUGUCUUCAAUACCUCAGAGGGGAGCAGCGAACCAGAAUGAAACACAGUCAUUCAUUUGGCAUGCACCAGAGGUUCUAGAGGAGCAAGAACGGCCAGGAAGUAAAGUGAAAUUAAAGUUCACUGGAAAAGCAGAUGUGUAUAGCUUUGGAAUGAUUUGCUUUCAGCUUCUAACUGGAAAAGUCCCAUUCGAAGAUGGCCAUCUUCAAGGGGACAAAAUGAGCCGAAACAUAAGAGCAGGGGAGAGGCCAUUGUUUCCUUUCAAGCCACCAAAAUCUAUAACAAGCUUGAUCAAGAGAUGUUGGCAUGCGGAUCCGGAUCUAAGGCCUAACUUCCUAUCCAUCUGCAGAAUUCUUCGGUAUAUAAAACGGUCACUUCUAAUGAACCCUGAUUAUAACAGUCAGUCGGAGUUACCGGAGCCGCUUGUGGAUUACUGUGACAUUGAUAUGAGGCUUCAACGGAUAUUCCCCACAUGGGAAACUCCCAAUCCAUUAUCCACAUCACAAAUCCCUUUUCAGAUGUUUGUUUAUAGAGUAUUGGAAAAGGACAAAACAGGAGUUCCUCUCAAAGACACUUCGGAAUCGGGAAGCGACAGAAAUUCGGCUAGUGGCGAUGAAAAUGUCACUACUGAUGAGCUAUACACAUCAGCAACUGACAGGUCCAUGCCUUCACCUGAACCACUGCCUAGGAUAAAUACUACAAUGAAAAAAUCUGCAGAUAUUAGAACAAAACAUCCAGUGACACCUAAAGCAAGAUCAACAAGACCUCCAAUGAAUCAGCGUGUCCGCAGUUUCAGAAUGAGUUCAGAAAGCCAGCUGCUCCUAGUGAGCCCCAGACUACGGAGAUCAUCAUCCGGCCAUGUCUCAGACUCUGAGCUCUCCUAGCCUUUCUCAACAUGUUGAUUGCUUAGACACAGAAACCAUGUUUGAUCUAGUUUGCGGUGAUGAAAUGCUUUGCCAGAUCAAUAAUUACAGGAAAAAAAAAAAAAGGGGUUCAACUGAAGAUGAAACAGAGUGGAAAAGAUAGUAUUCAAACAGACAAUCCUCGGAACAAGUGCUCAGAGCUCAUCGAGUUUUCAAAGUUUUAAGGGCGGGAACAUGUCAGCUUAAACUGGCAGCACCUUAAAUCUGUAAAUUUGGUAAUUGUACUGAACAAUCAUAAUCUUUGAUUUAUGAAAGACAGAGACAUUUUUUGCUACAA